AUGGGGAGUCGUAAUAGAGUUUGUCCAAUACAAAACGAUGAGAAAACUGAAAAUGAAGAAGGUAGCCUGCAAGAAACAUUUCCUGUUUCAAAUGGUUUGGCAAACAGUUUUGCUUCACACUUCUCUGCCGUGGAGUUUUGUGGUCAAAUUGCAAGACUCGAUUCAUCCCUGAGUCACGACCAAAAUGCUUUAGCGGAGGCAAGUACAUGUGAAACUCAGUCUCGACCUCCCUCCAGAGUUUCUCCAAUGGAAGACGAAGCAAAACGGGAAAAUGAGCAAAAUAGCUCGCAAGAAGCUGCCCAUCAUGUUUCGAAUAGUUCGGCGAAUGGCUUUACUUCUCAAGUCUCAGCCGUAGAGUUUCGUGGUCAAAUUGUAAGACUUAAUUCUUCGGUGAGUAAAAGCGCUUUAACAGUGCAAAGUGAUCUCCCUGCUCGUCCUCCUUCAUCACCGAGUUCCUACACGAAGAGAAGGAAUAGUGAUUAUGUUUAUGUUGAGAAAAUGCUGAAAGAGAUAAACGCAUCUGCAGGCGUUGAUUCGUCUUCAAGAAGUAGAAAGGAGAGUGUCCCUGCCUAUGAGCCCAUUUUGGAAUUUGCGGUCGAUGGGACUGCAGAACAGAACGAAGAGGACGGCAAGGGACAAGAACCGAGCGAGAGUGGAGAGGAAAGCAUUGGAAGGACAAAAAAUGAACCAUGUUUAUCUAAAGCAGAAGAGCCGAAUCAAGCUCUACUGAAAUAUUUCGUCACGCUAUCAAGCUCGAGCGAUUGCGAUGAUUCGCUGGAUUUAGGACACAUUCAAUCGCUGUUACUUGAAGGAGCCUGUGUCAAUACUUGUGAUCGCUUUAGUCAAACGUUACUCCAUGAAGUGUCCAGGAACUGGGGCACAGAUGUAGCGCAGUUUUUCAUCGAUAAAGGUAUGUCACACCUACAAUAAAACCAAAUGAUUGAAACUAAUUUGAAAAGAAUUGUAUCAAGAAUAGAUAGGCAGGGGAAAAAAAGAAAAAAAAGGAAAAAAGAACUAUUAUCAAUUAAUAUUCUCCACUCGAUUCCUGUAAUUAUACUUGGCAGUAUUUGAUGAUUUCAUUGUACAUAAAUAUUUUUUACACCUCUGUGUUUUAUGUGGACAUAACCUUGCUGAUGUCCUUAAACCAUACCAUGAACUUCGGUAUUCAAAUGCCGUAAAACCUCUGAUUAACUCAUUUACCCCAUACGACCGGAAUGUGAGAACCCUCAUUAGUUUUAAAUUGUAGUUGAAACUUUUUCAGCGUAGAACAUAUCCUAAUAACUUACCAGCUCCCGCAGGGUAUCAAAAGCUAUUUGGUUGUUCUCUUACAAAAGAUUCGACUGUAAAAGCGAUCUUAAGAUGCUUAUCUCAUAAUUACCAGUAUCUUUAUCUUGAUAAGGUAUACCUUCUACUCCAUCUAUUCAUCUAGUUUUGAAAAUCUAGUUUCCUUUUUAGAACUCGUCAGAUGGUUGCCUUCUUUUAGUCUUUUUCGCUCCUUAGUCACUUCUAUACAAAUGUGAUUAAAUUAUCUUUUCAUUUUUUACGGGAACAAAAAAUUAAUUGUUCUAAUGGCAUUUGUUUUUCAGGCGCAGACGUCAACAGUGCCGAUGAUUUUGGACGGACUCCUUUACAUGUGGCAGCUUCGGCUGAUUAUUCCGAGAUGGUCAGAUUUCUUAUCGAAAAUGGUGCAGAUAUUGACUUGACAACCAAUGGAGAGAAACAAACUCCUCUUCAUUUUGCGGCCAAAAAUGAAGCACCACAAAGUGUUAAAAUUCUUUUGGCUUACGGUGCGGAGUUGGAGGUUAGAGACUACAAACAACGCACCCCAUUGCAGGUAGGGUCAUUCUUACUUUAUGCAGUUUUGCUGUUUUAUCAUUUUCUCUUUUGUUUCGCUUUGUUUUUUUUAUUUUAGUUUUUCUUUCUUUUCUUUUCUCCUUCGUUUUCAGUUCGAUUGUUUGUCUGAGAUUUGAGUUCGUCUUAAGUUCAGUUCGUCUUUAUUUAUUGAUCACCAGACGGACUCAUUAACCUCCAUGAGAGGUUGAAAAAAAGAUAUGAUUGCGAUAUGCUUUGUCCUUUAAAGCCAGCUUACGGAUGGGUAUUAAACAUAUUUAGAUACAGAGGGUGGCAACAAAGCCAUUCCCCGGCCAUUUCUGCAAUUUUUAGUUGUUGUUGUACAUUUUCCUCCUAGCCACUGGAAACUUAGAAGUGUUGAGGGGUUUUUUUUUAUGUCUUUUGGUCAAGGAACGGGGUACACUUAAGCUCAAUGAUUUCACCCCCGCUGUCCUGAUUCAAAUUCUCUGGGUCUUCGUCCUGAUGAACAAACACCGCAACUAAAAUGUUUAAAAGCUUUAGUUCCGAGUCGAUAGAAUUGUUAUAGGUCAUAAUAUACACAUGUUGCGACUGAGAAAUGAUAUCGCUACAAAAUUGCCAUGUACAAAAUUUCACUUCAAAUAUAACUAUUGCCAAAUUAUAACAGUGGCAAAUUUCAAAUCCAUUUAUUUAAUUUCGGUGGCAAAAAGCAGACGAAAUCGAAAUAAUACCAAACCGGAGAAAGAAAACCAACAACUCCAUGAAGUUAUAGGCCGAGAAAAAGGUGGACAAGAACCACAGAUAUCAUUUCAAAUUAAGAUAAAUUACGUAAAUAGUUGCAUGACGGUAUUACGCAACAACACAAAAAAACCCCAUAACAAACUUAGCAAAAUUGAACUUUCUGCUCAAGUUUUCUUUAAUGCUUUAUUCUCAGACGGAGAGUUAAUUCUUCCAUGAAUAGGUUUGUCAUUAAGAUAUAAUUGUAAAGAUAACAGUGGAGUUUGCGUAGCUAGAUCGCUUCAAGUUGAGUUUAGGGUGUCAUUAUAUACGCAAGUCACUAACCAUGAAAUCUUAUACAAUUAUUAGUCAGGAAUGAAAAGGAUGCUAAACUCCAAAUUCUUGAUAAUAGCAUUCUUCAGUUCAAUUUUUUCAAAGCCUUUAUUUAAUUCAGUCAGUUUUGGCAACGAGAAAAUAGGAGCAUAUGAAAGAAAAAAACGAAUCGGAAAAGAAAUGUUUCAAAAAGACAAUAUCGGCAAAGAUAUGUCAUUUUAUACAUGCAACAGCUUCUGUGUUUUCUUUACAGCUUGCAGCUGAAAGCAACAGCGCUGAAUGCGCUAAAAUUUUAUUGGAAGCAGGUGCAACAGCUGGAACAAGAGACGACAGUGGAAUGACAGCACUCACACUGAUGAUCACGAAAAUGCCGAGUGUGGUGGGUGGUAAAUGUUCUUUGCUGUCAAAAUGAUCCUCGUUGAAAAUCAUUCGAUACAUCACUGCUUCUUAACCGACGUAGACUCACAAUUUGGCAAGACCCGGGGAAUGUGCGAGAAGUUCGUUCUCGAGCAGUUUGUGUAACUUUAGCCUUCUCCUUUCACAAUUGGAAACGAGAGUAAAAGUACUUGAAGAAUUAAUGCACUAAUUCACGCGUCUAUUGUAAGAAUGUUUUGUUUGCGUAAAUGGAGGGCGGAUGCUUUCGCGGGCUUCAACUGUGACCAUGCAUUGAGUGCUAAUGAAACGCAGCUCGCUAUGGCUUAAUUAAUUUAAUCUGUUUACUCCUAAACCCUUUCUUUUCUUUUAAUUCAGGCACCAUUUCAUUUCAACACUUAAGCGCACUCUCAGAGGUGAUACAUUCCCCGUACAAGUAUUAAAUAAUAUAAGGCUAUUGCAUGAGUAAAGAAGUGAAAAGCCACCAACAAAAUGUAUCCCCGUUGCUUAGAGAAGAAAUAUUUCAGUUACUUACCGUGGAAGACGUCAGAAAACUCAACGACGGUGAAUUGGAACCACUUGACACAGCUUGACCUUGCUGGCGUUCAGUGCGUGGAACAAAUACUUAUCACGCAGGCAGUAUACUUCGUUAUUCUUAAACUUUUUUUUUCUUCCUAAUAUCAGGCGCUUCGAGCCUUGGAUCAGUUCCACGUCACAGACAGAUCUCAUCGCAAGCAACGAUAUUAUCUCAACUUCUUGGAACAAUGCGACCCAGAUACCAAACGUCAACCAGUCAACCUCUCACCCUUGCAAGCAGUCGUGGAAGUAAACUGCUUCGAGCUUAUCAUGCAUCCGAUUUUCCAAAGACUAAUUGAAGUCAAAUGGGGAUUCUUUGGUCUUGGGGCUUGGCUGGGGAUCUUUCUGAACGUCCUGCUUGCUGUGGCCUACACUGUACUCGGAGUGACGCAUCCUACCGACGUGGCUGAUUAUUAUUACCCACUCAGCAAAAAUGCAUGGAAGAUUCCCCUAGAGGCUGCCGUCGUGCUUUUAACGUUCAACGAAAUCAGAAAAGAGAUAAAAGAGUUUUACCAGUCUAAACGAGAAAAUACAAAGUUCGUAAGCUGGAGGAAGAAAGAAGUUAAACGCGAUUUGCAAUAUUGUCAUCCUCGAUGGACGCAAGAAAAAAACUUUAUCAAACAACAUGUGAAACAGAUCAAACACCGAAAGAAGACGUACUUCCAAGACAAGUGGAAUUAUUUGGAUUGGGUGGCGUAUCUAAUGCUGAUCAUUGUGAUCAUACUUCACAUCAUCAAUGUCGUCGUCGAAAACAAUCAGUAUAAUGGAUAUUUCACCCGGAUACAUGCCUGCACGAUUAUCAUCAUUUGGGUCCGCCUGCUGAAGUUUGCUAGACCCUUCCCAAGUCAGGGACCUUUUGUAGUCAUCCUGGACAACAUCCUAGUGGACACAAUCAGAUGGGGCUUUGUCAUAGCCCUGUUUUACAUCCCUUACGCAGCAGCUUUUUGGAUGUUGUUUGGCCCGGGAUCCAUGCGUGAGCCUGUGAAAGGAUACGACAACGUGGGACACUUAGCCUUCACUAUCAUCCGCUUCCCACUUGUGGAUAACUACAACUUCGACGACCUGGAAAAAGAGUACCCGGUCAUGUCGCGCAUACUCUGUGGUUCUUUCCUCAUUCUCGCUGCCAUCGUAUUAAUGAACUUGUACAUUGCGUUACUGUCGAACACGUUUCAACGUGUUUAUGACAACGCACGCGCGACGGCUGCAAUGCAGCGCGCGCGCCUUCUGCAAGAUAUUGAAUCGUCUGCCUCCGAACGUAGAGUGGAGCGAUACAGGGAUCAUAUCCGUAACAGAUGCAGCCCAGAGGGGAACGACUUCUUGGUAAUCAUAUCCGACGAAGAAGAACAAAACAGGAAACAAGUAGAGAAAAUCGCCUUAGUUCAUACCAUUGUUAGCGAUCGUCUGGGAGGGAAGAAGUUUGGAAAAGUACGAAAGAGCGAGUUUGACAUAGUGCUGGAAGAUGUCGACUCCUUGAAACGCUCUCAGAGUGAAAUGCAGAAAUCUGUUGAUCACCUUCAUCUUCGUUUGGAUGAGCUUGGAAGCCUCAAUGCCCUAAUCUAUGAAGAAAUUGCUAAAUUGAUGCAACACGGGAAAAAACAGAUCUCGGCGAUUAGUGAUGUUAACACCGAAGUUACCAACGUGAACACUAACAUGGAGUACAAGGUUGAGAGUCUUUCCAGAGGCAUCGACUCUGGAUUCGAAACUGUGGAAGCUGAGGCCAACCUGAGAAACAGUGUGCUAGAGGGCAACUUAGGCGCAAGAUUUGACCAGCUACAGACAGAACUCAUGGCAAUUAACUCCAAGUGCGAUGAACACGAAUCACAUAUCAAGCAGUAUGAAGAGAAUCUCAUGGCUAGAGUAGAACACCUGGAGGCGUUUGUUGUAAGUAUGGAGGACGACAAAAUCAAGGAGAAACCCAAAGGAAGAAAAACCAGUGCAAGACCUAAAUCCAGAGCGACCACCCCAAAACCAUUCCAAAUGAUUGAUGGCGACAGAGAAGUGGUCAAAGUGGCAGGAACGUCUCCAGGGAAAAGCGCACUCGAUGUGGAAACUGUCUCUGACCUGGUUAGUGCUAAUGGAGAUACCAUAGCUGAGAAGCAGAAAAAAAAAUCAGUCGUUAUGUCGGGUCAAGCCGCGAGAGACGAGUACGUGGCUCGACUAAAGGGAGCAUUGGCACCGAUUCCACCCUCAGAUUUGACUCCGCGUACAGAGGAUGGUGAGGCAAACAAAGGAUUGGAAAAAACUGACUUGGAAAGUGCUAAUGGAAACGCGAUAGCUGAGAAGCAGAAAAAAAAAUCAGUCAUUAUGUCAGGUCAAGCCGCAAGGGACGAGUAUGUGGCUCGACUCAAGGAACCAUUGGCACCUAUUCCAUCCCCAGAUUUAGCCCCGCCUACAGAGGAUAGUGAGGCAAACAAAACUGACUUAGAAAGUGCUACUGGAAAUGCAAUGGCUGAGAAGCAGAGAAAAAGAUCAAUCAAUAUGUCAGGUCAAGCCGCGAGAGACGAGUAUGUGGCUCGACUAAGAGGGAUAUUGGCACCGAUUUCACCCCCAAAUUUACCUCCGUGUGAAGAAGAGAGCGAGGCAGACAAAGCAUCAGACAAAACUGACUGA
This is a messenger RNA of Pocillopora meandrina, 6417 nucleotides long. The record is from the annotation of a GenBank genome assembly. Lineage: Eukaryota; Metazoa; Cnidaria; Anthozoa; Scleractinia; Pocilloporidae.